Messenger RNA from Astrephomene gubernaculifera, 2834 nucleotides. The record is from the annotation of a GenBank genome assembly. NCBI's taxonomy places the organism in Eukaryota, Viridiplantae, Chlorophyta, Chlorophyceae, Chlamydomonadales, Astrephomenaceae.
UGCAUAUAAAUUCCUUUCGGGAAGAAAAAUGCGAAACACAGUAUAACAGUCUUAACUGUGACCUUACUGGUUUCGCAGCCAAGUGCGAAAGUGACUGUGUUGGGACUAGAAAACCGUAAGCUCACCGUGGUUGUCCAAUAAUGAUAGCCACAGGCCGCGUUGCGGCCGCCGGAGUAAGAAAGAGCGGCUGGCCAGCGGCUCUGGCACAAAAUGCACUGAAGUCCUCAUCAUCCCUCGGUCACACCUGGAAUGCGACGGCCGCUGCUGCAGCGGCUCCGGAACCCGCCCUCGACAGCCAACUACCGUCCAUCCUCCCCUCCCUCUACACCCCCUCUGCUGCUAACGCUAACGCUGCCGCUAACAGCGACAUCAGCAGCACAGCCAGCGGCUCUGCGUGUUGCACUCACAGUUCAAUCUCCACAGCUUCGUACGAUUGCUGCUACAGCUGCAGUAGCAGAGACGGCAGCAGCACUGCUAGCACCAACAGCAGCUGGCAGCCUGAAGCAGAAGCCCACCCCGCCAUGCAUGCCCCAAUGACGACAUUUAGAGGGUUGUACGACAACCGCCCCUGUCGCCUCCGUACAUUGUACGACAGCACCAGUAGCGGUUGGCGCCAUGCGGCCCCCCAUCAUCACCAACUGCACCUCCAUCCCCAACACCCACAUAAUGGUUUCGGAGCCCCUUGGAGGGGCCUGGCAAGUAGCAGUAGUAGCGGCACCAGUGGCAGCAGCAGCGCGACGGCGCCUGCAGGAACAUCAGGAACAAACCCCUCCACCACCCCACCAGCCCCCUCCUCACCCGCCUCGCUGCCCCUGGAUGUGGGAGGCGAGCGGCUGAGUGACACCCAGAUCCUGCGGAGGCUGGUGGGAUACCUGUGGCCGCGAGACAACCCCGAGUUCCGCCGCCGAGUAGUAGCUGCCAGCUGUCUGCUGGUGGUCGCCAAGAUCCUGAACAUCAACGUACCUAUUGCGCUCAAGUUGGCAGUGGACGCCCUAACCGCGGAAGCAGCCGUGACAGCGGCAGCAACAGCGGCAGCUGCGGCGGGAGCGGGAGCGGGUGGUACGGCAGCAGCAGCUGCAGCGGGUACGGCAGCAGCCGGUACGACAGGGUUGGUAUUGUACGGCAUGACGCUGGGCCCGAUCGCGUUGCUGCUGGGGUGGGGUGGAGCGCGGAUGGGUAUGGCGUUCUGCAAUGAGAUGAGGAACGUGGUGUUUGCUAAGGUUGCGCAGGGCACCAUCCGCCGCGUGGCUCGCGAGGUGUUCACUCACCUGCACACGCUGGACCUGGGCUUCCACCUGGCCAAGCAGACCGGCAGCGUGGCGCGGGUGGUGGACAGGGGCACGCGCGGGAUCAACUUUAUCCUGUCCAGCAUGGUGUUCAAUGUCGCCCCCACCGUGUUUGAGGUCACCGCCGUCACCGCCAUCCUCACCGCCAAGUGCGGACCCGCGCUGGGGGCCAUCACGCUGGCCACACUGGCAGCCUACGCCUCCUUCACCCUGGCCAUCACCCGCUGGCGCACCCAGUUCCGCCGAACCAUGAACCGCGCGGAGAGCGAGGCGGCGGGCCGGGCUGUGGACUCGCUGAUCAACUACGAGACCGUCAAGUACUUCAAUGCGGAGCAGCUGGAGGUGAAGAGGUACGACGCCAGCAUGGCUGCCUACGAGGCUGCCGCCGUGAAGACGCAGCAGUCGCUGUCGUACCUCAACCUGGGGCAGAGCGCCAUAUUCAGCGCGGGCAUGGCGGGCGCCAUGGUGCUCACGGGGCAGCAGGUGCUGGCGGGCGCUGCCACGGUGGGGGACCUGGUGAUGGUGAAUGGGCUGCUGUUCCAGCUCUCCAUGCCUCUGAACUUCCUGGGAACUGUGUACCGGGAGACACGGCAGUCCCUGCAGGACAUGGGUGCCAUGUUUGGAUUGCUGCAGCAACAGCCCGCCAUUACGGACGCCCCCAACGCUCAGCCCCUGCCGCCCGCUCCCAACGGCGGCUACGAUGUCACGCUGGAGGACGUGAGCUUCAGCUACCGGGGAACGGCAGCUGGCAGCAGCAGCGGUAGUGGCAGCAGCAGUGGUGGUAAAGGCAGCAGUAGCAGUGGUGGUAAAGGCAGCAGUAGCAAUGGCAGCAGCGGUAGCAAUGGUGGUGGCAGCGGUGCGGAUGUUCGCAUUCUGGAUGGCGUGAGUCUGCAUGUGCCGGCGGGCAGCAGCUGCGCCAUCGUGGGGGGCAGCGGGUCCGGCAAGUCGACCAUACUGCGGCUGCUGUUCAGGUUCUACGACGCGCAGGGCGGUGCCGUACGAGUGGGCGGGCAGGAUGUACGGCAGGUCACCCUGGCCAGCCUGCGCUCCGCCAUCGCCACCGUGCCGCAAGACAUGGUGCUCUUCAAUGACUCCAUCUACUACAACAUCGCGUACGGCAGGCCGGGGGCGACACGGUCCGAGGUGGAGGCUGCCGCCCGCCUAGCCCAUGUGCACGACGCCAUCCUGGGAAUGCCGGAGGGGUACGACACGGUUGUGGGGGAGCGGGGGCUGAAGCUGAGCGGAGGGGAGAAGCAGCGGGUAGCCAUUGCGAGGGCCUUCCUGAAGGCUCCCCACGUGUUGCUGUUCGACGAGGCUACCAGCGCGCUGGACAGCCGCACGGAGGGCGAGAUACUUGAGGCCAUGCGGGCGCUGGCGGUGGGCCGCACCUCCAUCUUCGUGGCUCACCGGCUGUCCACCGCCGCGCAGUGCGACCAGAUAGUGGUGCUGCAGGGGGGCAGGGUGGUGGAGGCGGGUACCCACUCCGAGUUGCUGGCAGCCGACGGGCGCUACGCGGACCUGUGGGCCCGACAUGCGUCACUAGAUGAC